Messenger RNA from Laccaria bicolor S238N-H82, 1530 nucleotides. RefSeq lists its product as uncharacterized. The record is from RefSeq and is a predicted model, not a curated record. The transcript is spliced from 4 exons. Lineage: Eukaryota; Fungi; Basidiomycota; Agaricomycetes; Agaricales; Hydnangiaceae. Bases 1 to 1530 code for a protein of 509 amino acids. Gene Ontology annotation, biological process: regulation of transcription by RNA polymerase II. Gene Ontology annotation, molecular function: RNA polymerase II cis-regulatory region sequence-specific DNA binding; protein dimerization activity; DNA-binding transcription factor activity, RNA polymerase II-specific.
AUGGAGUCUCUUCUCUCCCCGUCGGAAUCACACGCUUUCCAGUCUUUCCUCUCCUCGAUUGACUACAACGACCAAGCAUCAACAUCACCGCCAGAAUGGGGCGGCGGAGGCGUCUAUGCGCUUCAUCACCAAUACCGCGACGAUGACAUUUUGGUGGACAAUGUACCCCAGGCUCAAGGAAGCGAAGCUUUGGCGAAAGCCACAAAGGAUCUGAUGUCGCUAGACUCGGAUCGGUGGAACAUGUCGCAUUCUCAACACGAUUACAACCAGCAGCAUCAGGCGUACGACUCCAAUGGGCAGUACCAACAUCACCACCAACAGCAGCUACACCAGCAUCAGCUGCAACAGCCUCACAGAGCUUCUUACUCGUCCUCUUCGCGCGACUCCUUCCCAUUUCUGCACACAAAGAACCAGCAGCUGCGUCAACAACCAUCAUCUCAGCUAUGGCCCAACACCCAGCACCAGCAGCAAGACCCACACAGCCACCACCACCCGCAACACAUCUCCAUCCCUCACCAACUCACCAUCCCCACCCUCCCAUCCCACCUACUAACCCCCACCGCAUCCUCUUCCUCUUCCGGAGGCACUCCAAUCUCCCCACACAACAUGUUUGCAUACCCACCUUCCAACCACCACCAUCUCCCCGGCCAACCCAUGUCCGCGCCAUCCACAUCCACACUAUCCAAACGCACACCCAUACAACACUCACUCUCUUCCAGAGGAAGCACAAGCAGCGCAGCAGCAUCCACAUCAUCAACAACAACCACGAACCCCAAACGACCCAGAACCUCACCUCCCUACGUGCGUAACCCCCACAACGGUCACAACAACGGCCUACCCAAACAAACCCUCCUCUCGCCAUCCCAGAAAAAAGCCAACCACAUCCAAUCUGAACAAAAGCGCCGCGCGAAUAUCCGCCGUGGGUACGAGGCGCUUUGUGAGACUGUGCCUGCUUUACGCGAGGCUAUAAGGGAGGAAGAAGAGGCGGACGCGGAGGCGAGAGGAGGGGGUGGGGGUGGGAAUGGAGAGGGUAAUGGGAAGGGGAAGGGUGCUGCUUCUAAGGGGAAGAAAGGGAAGAAAGGGAAGGGAGGUGGGGAAGGGGAGGAGAAGGGGGAGAAGGAUAAGAUUGAUGGACGGGCUGGGCCGAGGAGUGAGAAUGUCGUUUUGUCGAAGACGAUUGAUUACAUGCAGGAUUUACUCGCGGAGCGGUCUGCGCUUUUGGGAAGGCUGCAUCGUGCGAGGGCGUCACUUCCACCGGGACAUCCGGCGCUUGUGCCUUUAUCGCCUGAUCCUGCGUGGGAGAGGGAGUGGAAGGGUGGGGAGGGGAGGUUGGGUGAUGAGGAGGUUGAGGAGGAGGAGGAGGAAGAGGAGAAGAGGGGGAGUGGGGAGGAGGAUGGGAUACAGCCAACGCCGAACAUUUUGCCAGUUGCAAUUGAUAUUUCCGAGGGGUUUCCCUACUCAAGUUUCUCUGCCGAGCCUCGAUGUGGCGAGUCCGAGUGUAAGAUUAUAGAUAGGGGCUUUGUUUGGUAA